Messenger RNA from Chrysochloris asiatica (Cape golden mole), 1092 nucleotides. RefSeq names its product coenzyme Q3 methyltransferase (gene COQ3). NCBI's taxonomy places the organism in Eukaryota, Metazoa, Chordata, Mammalia, Afrosoricida, Chrysochloridae. Bases 1 to 1092 code for a protein of 363 amino acids. The transcript is spliced from 7 exons. Gene Ontology annotation, molecular function: 2-methoxy-6-polyprenyl-1,4-benzoquinol methyltransferase activity. The record is from RefSeq and is a predicted model, not a curated record. Gene Ontology annotation, biological process: ubiquinone biosynthetic process.
AUGUUUAUUAAACAAAUUAAUGUUCUACAGCAGAGUAACCUGUUCAUAAAGCAAGUUCCUAUGUUAGUUUGCACAUAUAGGCUAGCUUAUCUAGAGAAGCAGCUCAGUUGGACUCUACAAAUUAAACCACAUGUUUCCAAUGAACACAAAACCAUGGGGUUCAGAUCUUAUAGGAUGACUUUUUCCUAUUUGAAUAAAAUGAAAAGUUAUAGGUACCCUGGGACAAGACCGUACAGUACUUCACAAACCACAAUAGACGACAAUGAAAUAAAAACCUUCCAGAUGUUGGCUCACAAGUGGUGGGAUGAGCAAGGAGCAUAUGCACCUCUUCAUUCUAUGAAUGACUUAAGGGUACCAUUUAUUAGAGACAAUCUUUUGAAAGCAGUUGCUGAUCACCAGCCAGGAAAACCUUUGUCUGGGAUGAAGAUUCUCGAUGUUGGCUGUGGUGGUGGAUUGUUAACUGAACCUCUAGGGCGGCUGGGGGCUUCAGUUCUUGGCAUCGAUCCCGUGGAUGAGAACAUUAAAACAGCACAACAUCAUCAAUCAUUUGACCCAGUCCUUGUUAAGAGGAUAGAGUACAAAGCAUGUUCCCUGGAAGAGAUUGUAGAAGAAACCGCAGAAACAUUUGAUGCCAUCGUAGCUUCCGAGGUUGUAGAACAUGUGAUUGAUCUAGAGACAUUUAUACAGUGCUGCUGUGGAGUGUUAAAACCUGGUGGUUCGUUAUUCAUUACUACAAUCAACAAAACACAACUGUCCUAUGCCUUGGGAAUUGUUUUUGCAGAGCAAAUUGCUGGUAUUGUACCAAAAGGUACUCAUACAUGGGAGAAGUUUGUUUCACCUGAAAAGCUAGAGAGCAUUCUGGAAUCAAAUGGUCUGUCAGUUCAAACUUUGGCAGGAAUGCUCUAUAACCCCUUCUCAGGGUAUUGGCAUUGGAGUGAGAAUACCAGCCUUAAUUAUGCUGCUCAUGCUAUAAAAUCCACCAUCCAGGAAUCCCCAGUACCUGCAGAGUUUGUUCUAAAUGGAGAGACAGAGGCACUCCGAGCUAAUAAAGUCUCCAGCAGCCUCCAUGUACAUGAAGAGCUGAAGAAAUGA